UGAUAACACACUGAUGUUUUCAGUUGUUGCCAAGCAGUCAAGGACUUUCCAGCUUCUCAUACUGCCCUGCCAACGAGAAGGCGGGGGUGCCCAAGAAGCUGGGAGGGGACACGGCCAGGAGAGCUGACCCCAACUGGCCACAGGGAUAUUCCACACCAUAUGACGUCAUGCUCCGUGUGUAACGGGGGUUGGCUGGGAGGCGGUUUGGCUCAGAAACUAGCUGAGCCUCGGCUCCAGGAGAAGCUCUAGGGCUCACUUCAUGAUGACCGCCAGCCCACCUCAGUGUGUGUGUUGAUUCCGGGGACCCACAGAACUGGCAUGCCUGAACCCCAAGUGAUGGAAGCGUUGGAGGUACAUGGAAUCCCGGGGCUACAUCCCACUUCCAUCUCCUAAAGGACAUCUCCAGCUCCGAGGAGAAGAAAUGGCAUCAGAUAUUCCCGGCUCGGUGGCCUUGCCGGUGGCACCGAUGGCGAGUGGACAAGUGCGAAUGGCAGGAUCCAUGCCUUCCAGAGGAGGAAAGCGCCGCUCUGGAAUGGACUUCGAUGACGAAGAUGGGGAGGGGCCCAGCAAAUUUUCAAGGUAUGAUGGUGAUCAAAUCUCUGGUGAUAAGGAAAAGUUUGCAAGGGAGAAUCAUAGUGAAAUUGAGAGACGCAGGAGAAAUAAGAUGACCCAGUAUAUCACCGAACUGUCUGAUAUGGUACCCACUUGUAGCGCGUUGGCUCGUAAGCCUGACAAGCUAACGAUUCUUCGGAUGGCCGUUUCACACAUGAAAUCAAUGAGGGGCACUGGAAACAAAUCUACUGAUGGAGCCUACAAGCCUUCAUUUCUUACAGAACAGGAACUGAAACAUCUUAUCCUGGAGGCUGCAGACGGGUUCCUGUUUGUAGUUGCAGCUGAGACGGGAAGAGUGAUCUACGUAUCCGAUUCUGUGACUCCUGUGCUGAACCAGCCACAGUCUGAAUGGUUUGGCAGCACUUUGUACGAACAGGUUCAUCCAGACGACGUGGAAAAGCUGCGAGAGCAACUGUGUACAUCCGAGAACUCAAUGACAGGACGAAUCCUGGACUUGAAGACUGGAACAGUAAAGAAAGAGGGUCAGCAGUCCUCGAUGAGAAUGUGCAUGGGAUCAAGGCGCUCUUUCAUUUGCAGGAUGAGGUGUGGAAACGCUCCUCUGGAUCAUUUACCUCUGAACAGGAUAACCACCAUGAGAAAAAGAUACAGGAAUGGCCUUGGCCCGGUAAAAGAAGGCGAAGCACAGUAUGCUGUUGUCCAUUGCACUGGCUACAUCAAGGCUUGGCCCCCAGCAGGAAUGACUAUACCAGAAGAAGAUGCUGAUGUGGGACAAGGUAGUAAAUAUUGCCUCGUGGCAAUAGGAAGGCUUCAGGUGACUAGCUCUCCAGUGUGCAUGGACAUGAACGGCAUGUCGGUCCCCACUGAGUUCUUGUCUAGGCACAAUUCUGAUGGAGUCAUCACCUUUGUCGACCCAAGGUGCAUCAGCGUCAUUGGCUACCAGCCCCAGGAUCUUCUGGGGAAAGAUAUUUUAGAAUUCUGCCAUCCUGAAGAUCAAAGCCAUUUGAGGGAGAGUUUCCAACAGGUUGUGAAACUGAAAGGUCAAGUCCUGUCUGUGAUGUAUCGUUUUCGUACCAAAAACCGGGAAUGGAUGCUGAUCAGAACCAGCAGCUUCACAUUUCAGAAUCCUUAUUCUGAUGAGAUCGAAUACAUCAUCUGCACCAACACUAAUGUAAAACAACUUCAGCAGCAGCAAGCAGAACUUGAAGUACAUCAAAGAGAUGGGCUGUCAUCCUAUGACUUAUCUCAGGUGCCUGUUCCAAGUAUACCAGCUAACGUUCAUGAGGGUGGAAAGUCUGUGGAAAAGCCUGAUGCUAUCUUCUCCCAAGAGAGAGAUCCUAGAUUUGCCGAGAUGUUUGCUGGAAUAACUGCUUAUAAAAAAAUGAUGGCCUCAGCAUCCACAGCAGGAAACCAGCAGCUUUACUCACAGGGAAGCCCAUUUCAGCCAGGACAUUCGGGAAAGACUUUCAGUUCAUCUGUGGUACAUGUGCCUGGCGUGAACGACAUCCAGUCGUCUUCAUCAACAGGCCAGAAUCUGACACAGAUAUCUCGCCAGCUAAAUCAGAGUCAGGUUGCCUGGACAGGAAAUCGCCCACCGUUUCCAGGACAGCAAAUUCCAUCUCAGUCUGGCAAGGCUCAGUCCUCUCCCUUUGGGAUUGGAACAAGUCACACCUACCCAGCUGAUCCAUCAUCAUACAGCCCCCUUUCCAGCCCAGCCACCUCUUCUCCGAGUGGGAAUGCCUACUCCAGCUUAGCAAACCGAAGUGCAGGGUUCGCUGAAGGUGGCCAGAGCAGCGGCCAGUUCCAGGGGAGACCUUCCGAAGUCUGGUCCCAGUGGCAGAGCCAACACCACAACCAGCAGAGCGGCGACCAGCAUUCGCACCCGCAGCCCAGUCAGACCGAGGUGUUCCAGGACAUGCUGCCAAUGCCGGGGGAUCCGACGCAGGGUACUGGCAACUACAACAUUGAAGAUUUUGCUGACCUAGGCAUGUUUCCACCAUUUUCUGAGUAGCUUGCGAAGCAGAAAUAGAAGUUCUUCUCCAAGGCCAUUUCAGUGUAAUUUUGGCUCUGCUUUUUCUGUGUUGCAUUUCUGUAGAAGCUACUAAACCAGAAGACACAUUUCUCAUGUUUCAGAUAGUGGUGUAGGGCUUGCUCUCUCCUCCUUGGGGUGCGUCAUUGCCGAAAGAGGAGCUUCAGCACUUGUUAAUGUUCAUUGACAGCUCCAUUAUUUUUUUUUUUCAUUUUAUUGUCAUCUACCUCAGAGAUGAAAAACUUUGCUUGAUUUUAAAAAAAAAAAAUCUCUGAGUCUUAAACAUUUGAAUGUGAAUGAUACAUAAUAUUUCCUUUGAAUGGUAAUUUUUAAAUAGAUAAUGAAGUAACAAAGACUAACAGAGAAGAGGUAAGGUAAUGUCUUGUUACAGUGCCUACCGCUCAAUUUCGAUGCCUUGCUUUAAGCUUAAGUUUCUGGAAGCAGACACAAUAUUCUGUUUUCUUUGAUUCUUGUAGUUUUUAGGUCACUUUAAAUGUAAGAUUAAGCAACAUAAUGUAGGCCUCUCUCACCAGAAGAUUCAGCUCCGCCUUUUCUAACUUAAACUUGAAUGUGUGUACAUUUUGGUACUUUAUGUAUAUCUUGUGCUGUAUGAAGUGAUUUCCUGUACUGGUUUCUUUUGACUUUACAAAGGGUCUGUUCCGGAGUGUACUGAAAAGGUUGACGAUAUACGUGGAGGAUUUAGAUAUCGUAGGAGUCUCCAUCGCUUUACAUAGGUGUUCUUACUUUUAAUUCAGGUGGUUCUCUAUUCAGAACAAGCAUUUACUUACAUAAGCUGUUAGUCUGUUUUUGCACUGAAUUGAGGCCUAUAACUCUACACAUUUCUCACUGGCUGCUUUAAUUUCUAUUGUUCUUGCUUUCCCAAAAAUAUUGCCUCUUAAAAAAUGACUGUAAACACAUCAAGAUUGCAUUUUCUAUAUUAGCUGCAUUUCCCUUCUGUGAAGUACUUUUUUAUACUGUGAAACCUCACAUUUUAACAGUGCAAGGUGGUGGCCUAUUACUAGGAAAUCAUUUAAGCUCAUUUGCUGCAAGCAGUGAGAUGGUUUUGUAGUGUAUCAUUUUUUUAGAGUGAGUUGGUAGUAGAUAUCAAUUGGACUAUCGUCCACUGCGUACACAGUGAUAACUUGAAUUUUUGCUUGGAUUCCCAAGCAAUCACUCCUGUUAAACCCUGUUAACCCUAUUCUGUUAAAUAUGGGAUUUUCAGCUUACCAAGUAUGUGGAGGACUCUUGACGUUUCCGAAUGCUAUAUGCUUUUCCGCAGAGGUAAGUUAAUCACCUUCCUCUUGGGCGAGUCACCUACCAUAUGUCUUCAGCAGAAAUGUGGUAGAAAGCUUUUUAUUCAGUAUUCAUAUGCAUGAUGAGUUACAGAGGUUGGGUUAUAAGGUCAGCAUUUUUAUCCAGAUCGUUUCUUCUGGGAUGGGAGCAGAAGGAAUCACUCAUGAAGAACAAGGAACCCGGAGUUCUCGCAUGCAGGUUGUUCAUAACCUUUGAGGUUGGAUGGUGGUGGCGAGCCUUUGCAGAGGAGGAAGGGGGCAGCUUCCCUCAGCCUUUGUGUAUUCAGGGGCCGUGACGGACCUUGAAACAGCAACCCCAGGGCAUAGCCCCCAUCUAGAAGAUCUCGAUGUCCGCAGCGCUUCUUAGCCCUCACUAAGGUCUGCCUUCUGGUAGCUCCUCUUGAAUUCUGGGGUGCUUCUGAUGGGAGGCACCCUGCACAUCACUGCAGCCCAUCUGGCCUGCAGCCUGCUCUGGCCACCCAGGUUCCAUGUUGAGAAGCAAUGCAGGUGGCUGGGCUGCAGCAAACGAGACCCAGGGACGUGGCUUUAACAGUGAAGCGUAUGGUGGUGUUCCCAUCUGACUUUGCUGUCUCCAAGAGCAGCAUGUAGUUUUCAGUGUCCGGGAAGAGUCCUUCCUACUGUUUCUCUUGCUAAAUCUGGGACCAAUCUCUUGCUCUACAUGCAAGUGGGGCUAGGGACUCUUUUUUUUUUAGGAAAUUUUUGUAUAUCUGUAGAUGCAGUACUGGAGAGGUCUCCGAUCUCCUGGUCUGUACUUGCCUCACCAAAAUCACACUGAGAACAAACAAAAAAACCUCCUCUCUCUUCUCUCCCAGAGAUCGGGAAAAUACCUUCUUAGGCGAGCAAGCCAAGCACUUAUGAACUAUUCUUUUAAAUACAUGGAAAUUUAUUCACAUGGAGCCUUCUCUCUUUCUGCUCACCCUGCUCAGACAAAUGACUGCUCAUUGAAUUAGGUAAGGCAAAGCUCUGCGGCUGAGCGAGGUGGGCAGUGUCUGUGCAGCGGGACGUGCUUUUAACAGGGGCUGAUCACGAGGGAGAGAGCAAUAGGUGAGCAGUUUGUAUCCCUGCGCAGAAGAUGCUUGACAUGAUGAACGUCAUUUUUUCUAAAAUUUUUUAAAAACAUUUCUCCAUAAAGUGAAAAACGAAUUGAAAAAGUGCUGUUCCUCUGUUUUAUUUUACCCAGCAAACUGCUCGAAGUAUAUUUAUAAUUUACGUUUGUUCCUGAAUUCAAUCUAAAAAUAAGGUUUUUAAAGUAAUCUUUCUCCUGACAUCAGUGAUGAUAACUUCCUCAGUGUGUCAUGGUUUUUAUACUACUGUAGAGGGCUUCUCAUGUACAGGAUUUGGUUGUGCAGUUAGAAGUGCACUGUUAGCAGAAUUUCAAGCACAUCUCUCUCUGUUGUUGUUGUUGGGUUUUAAAUACAGUAUUAUUUUUUUGAAGCCAAUAUGCCUGAGACAUCAGAGCAUGGACUGCUUCUCACCUUGUAGACCACUCCGGCCUUUCUGGUUGGGAAAGGGGAUGGCUACCCUGUGAAGGGGCAGUCCGGACAGUGCCAGGUUUGGGUUUUCCCUGUGAGCCAUCAUCAUCCCUCAUUUCUGUUCCACCAUCCCGAGCCAGUGCUUUCUUCUCGGCGUUUCCUUACCUCCCCUCCCGUUCCCGGCCGUCCCAUCUCUGCAGCGCUUUCCCACGCCCGGGUGGGAGGCGUUAGGUUGCCGUUCCUGAGCCAGCGAGGAGGGAGCACUUAAUGACUUUAAAGUUUGGCAACUUUGUGCUUCUGACCGAGUGAACGAGCAUGUUCAGCAUUUGCUACCGCCGCUGGGCAUCCUGCGCUGCCCUCGCCGCCUGCUGCUGUCGUGUCAGUGGCUUGCUCCUCUGAAACAGCCUCGUCCCAGGUCUUGUGGCCAAAAAAGCUGCGUAGCGGUGGCUGUGCCGUAUCGUUUUGUCACAUGUUUUGUUACUAAAGCGACUUACUUAUCCUAUAGGUGCAGUUCUAAAGUGCAUUUGGAAUGCUAACGUUUUUAUUACGUGCCCUUGGUGUAGCUUUGCUGGCACUUUGGCUGCCGGUUUCCGGGAUUUCGCAGGUGGUGGAUUUCUCAUUUCUUUUGUGUUUUUUAAGCUGGAAAUAAAGCUGUGAUUUCGGAUCAAACUGUGUUGCAAACGCAGUCGUUCUUGAAACUCAAUCUUUCGGGUUUUAAACUGAUGGAGCAAGAAACUGCAAAUAGUAGUGGUCAGGGUGAGUUAUUUCAAUGAGCGGGCAUAUAGACUGAGAAGAUUUUAGAUACUAAAAUAAUGACAUUCAUUUAUUGAGAGAAGCAAUCCUGUUUAACAAGAGGGACUCCAUCAGAUUACUUGUUAUAAGUGCUACUGGCAGUACCUGUGGUGAUGCUUUAACCAGAUAGUUCCAUUUGUAGCUUCGUUGCCUUUUUUUUUCUUCUUUUGAAGUACAGUAUGAAACUGUAAAUACUUCUUGCAGUACUGCCUUUUUAACUCUUAAUUACUUUUGGCACAGUGUUAAAUAGUGUUGGAUUUACCCAAUUGCUAUGACAUAUAUUUUUAUACAUAGGUGUACUCUUUUUUCGAGAAUAAUACAGCCAUUUUGUCAUUAAUGCCUUAUCGGUGUCAUACUGCUGUUGCUCUUUGUUUGCAAGGUAUCGAGUGGACUAAUUUCUAGUUCAGAUAUUUUCACUUUUCCUGGCAGUGCUCAAGUUUGGCUUCAGGUGAUUUUUGCCAGAGUCCCAUUUUUCACAGUUGUUAGCUGUGAGAAGAGGAGAAUGUGGGCUUGGUUUUGUUUCUAUUAACAGAGCAAAGAAAAGGUGAUGGCAUCUAAUUCUCUUUAAAAGGUCAGUCUUUUCCUACUCUAAACCAGAGUGCGUUUCAGGGAACUGAUGACUGUGGGCAGUGAUUACUUUGUGUAGAUUAAUGGUCUUUAAAAAAAAAAAAAGAAAAAAAGAAAAGAAAAAGAAGAAAAAGAAAA
This is a messenger RNA of Grus americana (Whooping crane), 6881 nucleotides long. It is a transcript of the gene ARNT2, whose product is annotated as aryl hydrocarbon receptor nuclear translocator 2. Lineage: Eukaryota; Metazoa; Chordata; Aves; Gruiformes; Gruidae. Gene Ontology annotation, cellular component: cytoplasm; aryl hydrocarbon receptor complex; transcription regulator complex. The coding region runs from base 356 to 2581 and encodes 741 amino acids. Gene Ontology annotation, biological process: regulation of transcription by RNA polymerase II. The record is from RefSeq and is a predicted model, not a curated record. Gene Ontology annotation, molecular function: DNA-binding transcription factor activity, RNA polymerase II-specific; protein dimerization activity; RNA polymerase II cis-regulatory region sequence-specific DNA binding. The transcript has 21 exons.